AUGCAGGACCUCAGGGCAGCGCAGGUACCGGGAGGACUCGAGGAAGGAGACAUGUUGGUGCCUGCCACCCACGACUCACUCUACUGCCCGCGACGCCGUACGCAUGAAAGGAUUGUAGAUACUCUCAGCUUGUCAGAGAGGCGCGUCUCCGUCCCGGCACCGUAUCUCCUCUCCUCUGACGACGUUCCUGGGAAGGAACAGGGUUCGGCGGGUGUAGCGUUCGUACGCCUGAGCAUGCCCAAGACCAUGUACGCGUUUUUCUUUGCGGAUGUCGGUGGCCCUUGAACUGUAACGAAACCCCAGAUACUCUUCCCUGCGAAAUAAGGGAGUACUAUAGUGAGGCCUUGUUCCUUUAAACUUUGUCGCAGAGGGGCCGGUGGCCUUUCCGAGGCGGGGGAUGUGACAAUAUUCGCAGAGCAUGACAACCUCCAACACCUUGCUCGACCAGGGGUUGUCGCGCUAUAUUCACUUCUCCGCCUCAUGAGCGUUUCCGCUUCCCGAAAGUGCAGUAUGGGGCUCGAGGUCGCACGCCGAAACUGCCCUUCAUCAAGGUUGACCGAGGUCGGUGGAAAUUGUUCUGCUGUAGCACAGCGUUGGUCCCACUCUGACGGGUAAAAUAAACACGUUUGGCAAGGCAAGCAAGCGAAGGAUGGCGAGCUUCUUGUGUUUUCACAGGCCAAGACCUACCGUGUUGGCUUCGCGCAACGGUUGUUUGUAGCGUCCUCCAUUGGGCUCUUCUGUAGACUGUUGAUUUCCUGAUGUCAAUCCCGAGUUGCUAUGUACAGACCGCGCCCAACGGCUGUCGGGCGACUUGUGUAUCAAGUUUUUUCUGGAGUC
Messenger RNA from Ectocarpus siliculosus, 837 nucleotides. The record is from the annotation of a GenBank genome assembly. Lineage: Eukaryota; Phaeophyceae; Ectocarpales; Ectocarpaceae.